Molecule: messenger RNA, 4244 nt
Organism: Galleria mellonella (greater wax moth)
Lineage: Eukaryota; Metazoa; Arthropoda; Insecta; Lepidoptera; Pyralidae
Product: ankyrin repeat and MYND domain-containing protein 1-like
Exons: 15
Coding region: 852-4157 (1101 amino acids)
Molecular function (GO): protein binding
Source: RefSeq, a predicted model, not a curated record
UUAUUUAUUUGCAUUUUUUAUAUAUUAUAUAUUUAUCAUAUUUUUAUUGUGCAAUACACAAUUAAAUGUUGUAUAUGUGGCGGGCUUAAUGUCAUAUGGCAUUCUCUACUAGCUAACUAUUAGGUAAAGACAGAAAGCGUAUGAAGGGCAGGGGUGAUGAAAAAGAUGUGAUAUAUUGAUAUAUUAUAUUGUAACAUACUAAAAUAAUUAUACAUAUAAUUUUUCUAAGUAUAAUGACUUAAUUUUAACGAUCAAAUAUGUAAGUAAUAAAAGCAUUUAAUAAUUCCCUAUACUCUGCUAUAUUGGACACGAUGCAAGUUGUGGAAUGAACUCCCUGCCGAUGUUUCUUUUUGAGUCUACAGCAAGGGGUUUUUCAAAAUGGUGUAAUAAGGGACUGCAACGCGCGCAUUUACAGACUACCAUAACCGUUUUCUAUCAGAUGGACCAUAUGCCAUACCUACACUACUUAUUUGCCUCCAUAAUCCCAUUCUAAAAAUAUUAUAUUUUAACAUGUUAUUUUUAGAUAAUAAGACGUUAGACUAAUUCAUUGACGCGACAAGAAUUUUUUUAAUAUUAAAUAGAGCCAAAUUGGCUUGUAUAAUGUAAUACGAAAAAUACUUUAUAUUCUCAUUCUAAGUAUUUCAAAAAUAACUCGCCGCUUACGAUAUCUUUUGACAUUUUACAUAUGUGAUUGACAUAACAAUAUCCGUUGAAAAUUAAAUUUUUCUUAUAGCAUUUUUUUUACAUGUAUAAGCUCUCAUAAAACUUUUGAUAGCAUUUUCUAUUAUUUAUUCGUUAAUGACAUAAAUAAUAAUGGUAUUUUAAAUAUAAUAGAAGAUCUUUUAUUUAUUAUGAUUAAAUCAUCGUCGACCUGCCAUUCGCUUGGGACGAAAGCAAAGAAAUAUUGGACGUAUGAUGAAUAUUACACAGGACUGAGAGACCAUGAAAGACGCAAGAAUGGACAAGGGGAGAACCAUUGGUCGGGACCAGAGUCAUUAGAAUGGUACACGGGACAUUUUAUUCGGGACACGAUGCACGGCCUUGGAGAUUAUCGCUGGCGACACAGGGGUCCUGAGGGCAUCUUCGUAACGUACGAGGGACACUUCUACAGCAAUUGUAUGCACGGUUAUGGUACUAUGUCGUAUCCGGAUGGUAGAGUAUUCACUGGUUUGUACCACAGCAACGUUCGCUGGGGUCCUGGUAUAGAAUACAGUGCUUGCAUGCGUGAUAACGUAGGUCUCUGGCGUGGCACUCAACUAAUAAGACUAGCAUGGCGUCCUCAAACCCCUAAUAUUAUCCCUGAUUUGGCAGCUGGCAGUAUCGGAAGAGCUUGUGUUGAGCCACAUCGAAUUGCUUUUGUAGCUACCACAAAGACUAUCGGUGAAAUAAACAGCGCCUUGGAUCUUCUAAAACAAUUUGGAUCAAAUCCAAGAUGGGCAGCAGAUCAAUGGAUAAAAUUAUAUCCCAAACACUGUACGGACCAAGCCAGUCAAUUGUGUCAAACAGACAUUUUUGAACAUACAUAUUAUAAUGAGCCACUACAUAUUCUCAAAGAAAUUAAGUCUAUGUUAACAGUGUCAGAGAGUCCUGACAACAUGGGCAAUCUGGAAGGAACAGAACUCUAUUUUGCUUGGAAUAACAGUGAUACCAUCGUACAUAUGAUAAAGCACUGUUAUCAGCAUGAAAUGCAGAGGUCAUCUGAAAUUGACUUAGCAAGUAUAAUAAGUGGACCAAGAAAAAAGUAUAAACCGGCUGCUAAACAUGAAAUUGAUUGCAGAACUCUUUUGAUGGCCAGUUACUUAGGAGAUCUUACGAAUGUUGUUCAAAUGGUCAAUGACUUGAACGUACAUCCUGAUGUAGCAGAUAAUCAAGGGAAUACUGCUUUAAUGUAUGCCACUUGUGGAGAUCAAUGCGACGUAAUCCAUUUUAUUGUGGAAGCCGGUGCAAAUGUAAAUAAUUACAAUGACUCUUGCUAUACUGCACUCGGAAUAGCACUAAUGAGAUUUGCUUGCUUACAAAAAGAUAUAACGACAAAUGGAAUGCUUCAAGCAUUAUUACCACCACCUGUCGUCCCGACACCUCCUCUACCUGAACAUACAAUAUUAGAAUGGAAUAUGACACGUGAUCAAGAAAAUGUUAUUGGUGCAUCACUAAUUAGGACAACCAGUAAAUCGAGUAAAAAUGUUACUGCCAAGGCAAUCGUCAAUAAAUCGUCACAGUCUCUUAAGGAGGUUUUAUCUGCAAAAAAGAAAACUGAAGUUCCACUAGCUAAACCUACUGAGUUAUAUGAACUUGACUCAGAUGAAACUUUCUCGGUGAACAGAAGUGUAUACCAGAAUAUUAGUAAUGAAUACUCCAUAAAAGUAAAAGAUCUUUUCUCAGUUACAAGCGGAACCAUACCAAUUCCGUACAUUUUUAAAAUCAAUGACUUGGUUAAAGAAGUUGAUUUAAAUGAAGAUGAACCAAAAAAACUUAAUGAUAAUGUUUCCAAGAAAGUCGCAUCCAAAAUUUAUAAGGAUACAAUAAAACUCAGUAAAGAAAUUAUGUGGCAAAGUUCUGACUGUGAUGAGAAUAGUGCAACAAUCGAUAGUGUUCAAAAACAGAAAACCGAUAUGUUAACUCGAGUAAUGUCAACGAUUCUUCAGCUAUUAUCUGAUGGUGCAAACCCAAAGUUAAUAAAAUGCCCCCAGUCUGCUCUAUUUAUUGCCGCUGUCGCAGACUCAUCAGAUCUCGUUCGGCAUUUAGUAAAUUAUGGAGCUGAUAUUAAUGAAAUAUGUUGUCAAACACUAGGCUAUACACCGUUAGACGUGGCGGUAUCUCGUCCGUUUACAUAUAAAAACUUAGAGGUGAUUCGUGCAAUUCUGGAAUGUGGUGGUAAUACAAAUUAUAGGCUACAAUAUGGAGAUCUUGGAUCUAAUCCUCUUAUACCUGGUCCAACUUUGCUACAUGCUGUUCUUGCGAAGAGAACAGAAAAUGAAAUAGAAGAACAGAUUCGACAGCAAACGAUAGAAUUAUUACUGGAGUAUAAUUGCAAUCCAAUGAUUCAAUUUAAAGGGCGCUCUGCUGUUGAUGUCGCAAUGACAAAAAAUUUCAACUUAUUAAAUAUAUUUUUGAAAAGCCCAGGAUGCAACCUGAAUGCAAUUAUCAAUGAUCAAAAUCAGACAGUUCUAGUUAAAAUGUUCUAUUUACCCUUCUUUAAAACUCCUGGUGUCACAGAUCGUCUGCAAAUUCUUACCAAUUUACUUCUUUUUGGAGCUGAUCCAUUUAUAGAAUGCCAACAUGGUGGGGUGAAAUAUCAAAAUAUAUUUGUUUUUGCCAAAAAAUCGUUGAUGGAAUUAGAAAGUUCUCUAGGCAAGACAAAUCCAGUCACUACACAAAAUAAAUCAGACGUAAAAAAUAAAAUGAAAGAUAAACCGAAGAAAGGCGAGGAACUUUCAACUAAAUCGAUAGGAAAAAUGACGGUAGACGUAGUUGGAGAUUAUAAACAGGCAAUAGAACUUGUAACAGAAUGCGCUAGACUUUUGUAUAUAAGAUGGCUGCAAGCGAAGUUAAUGAUAGAGCUAGUUGAACUUAUAAACAAAUUUAAACAUCGUCACUGGAAUAUAAUAUUAAAAGAGCAUAAGCAUAAAAAAAGUACUGGUCUUUGGCUAACACCACAACGCUGUCUUGAAAUAUGGGACAUUUUUAAAACGAAACAGAAAAAAAUGUAUAGUGAUAAAAGAAUUUUGAAGCAUUUGCUCUGUAUUGUGCAGUACUAUCAAAUUAAAUUUAAAUUUGGUUACGUCUCUAAAUCAGUGCCAACAGCACAGGAGAAAAAUAUAAUAGACUCGAGUGUUUUGAGUAUUUUGCAAGAAAAUAAAUCAGCUGAGAUAUUAACCCCAAAAAUAAUAUUUUGGAAAAAACCUUACGUGAUGCCUGAACUUGUAAAAAAUGAUGAAAAAUUUAAGGUUUGUUUCGAGUGCAUACUUCCAUUGGCUGAAGAAAAAAUUCAAUGCAAAUGUUGCAAGCUUGUUGCAUUUUGUUCCUUCGAUUGUAUGAAGAUAAAUAUAGAUAGAAUCAAUUGUCAUCCAUGCAGUGAAUAUUUGAAGAACAAUUUUUUUUCAAGUGACAACCCUAAGAAUAACGAAGAAAUAGAACCAUUCAACUUACUAAAAUAAAUAUUAAUAAAAUAAAACAAUAAAUAUAAAAUCAUGUUUGUGAUCGAUUUAAUUUAUUAAAUUUAUUUAUGUCAUUAAAUUAAUGAA